Pyricularia grisea is the source of this 4313-nucleotide messenger RNA. RefSeq lists its product as uncharacterized. Gene Ontology annotation, cellular component: cytoplasm; nucleus. The record is from RefSeq and is a predicted model, not a curated record. Lineage: Eukaryota; Fungi; Ascomycota; Sordariomycetes; Magnaporthales; Pyriculariaceae. Gene Ontology annotation, molecular function: mRNA binding. Bases 603 to 3617 code for a protein of 1004 amino acids. The transcript is spliced from 7 exons. Gene Ontology annotation, biological process: nuclear division.
GGCAGGGGCUCCCAGUCCGCUAGCGAUUGCUUGGUUUUGAACUUCGACCGGAACGGACCAUCAUCUCUUCAGAGGCUGGUUGCUAACUGUGGACUUUUUGGUGGACUAAGCCGGGACUCGGUGGCCCACCGUAGCUCAAGCUGCCUUUUGGCUGCUGAUCAGGAUUGACCAGUCCAACCGACCCUCACGACUUACUUUGCCUGGUGCUUCCUCCACAUUCUUCCCCUCCACACGAACCACCCCCAAAGGAGUUCUGGAAGGGAUACUGUCAUCGCCAAACCGUUUCUUCUGUUUUAUUCUUUUUUUUUUUUCAAGUCCGUUCAUUUCCUUUUAGAUACCCUCGGAUUGUGUCGUUUGUGUUUUUUUUUUCUUCCCUCCGUCUUCUUCUCUGUUAAAUUGCUUUUUUUGUCCCUAUUCUCUCUGCCGCUUUGCGCUCCGUGUUGCACUGCCCCGGUCCCUGGUCUGCACUACACCCAAGAAAGCUGCGUGCUGUGGCCGUAGUGGCUUUCCUCUCGUUAAGCCUCUCAGAGAGUCUUGUGUCUCGUCCGGUCCAGCCAUCCACCGCAGCCUCCUUUCGUCCGCCUCCGAACCCGACCGGCACCAUGAACAAGCUUGCCAACAUGCGUCACUGGUCCGAGAGGAUGACCCCGGCCAGCUUUGGAAUGUCGUCGCGCCCGAAUGGUCCGAUGCCUGCCGUCGGCCCAGGUCCUCAUCAGAAGAUGGCUUCAACAAGCGCCCCUCAGCAGGGCCCUCCCCACGUUUUGGAUUCGCCAUUACACUACUCGUUCAACGUGCCGUUGUCCUCCGAUCUAGCAGGCCCCGACACCGAAGACAUACUCCACGCAACCACUGACGCCGUCCUCCGCUGGACCCACCCCGAAGAUGCUCCCGACGACGUGCCCGUUCAUGAACUCCCCGUCCACGCUCACAAUCUGUCAAACCUGCGAAAGCUAUGUAAAGACUUCACCACGAGUCCACUCGACAUCGAAGCCCAUGUCAUUUCGACAACACCAAAGCAUGUAAAGGGACAGGUGACAACAGUCUGCUUAUCAGGCGCGCCUGAACUCGUCUACCACGCGAGAGACACAAUAUUAAACGAGACACCACUGACCCUCCGUUGCACCAUCAUCGACAUUGAUGGAGAUAUGUUUCUCGACCCGCAGACUGGAGGUCUCAAGGCACCCGUGACGAACACCCUGGACUACACCUCGAGCUUCUGCGGUGUCGACAUCUUCCUCCUCGGGCCCAAACUCACUCCGCUCGCAGAUGGCCUGAAUGGUGACAGUGAGGUUCGAAGGGACCAGCGCUGGAGGUUGGCCAUCUACGGCGAUCAUCUGUCCUCCGAGCACGCGAAGACUCGGCUCCUGAUCCAUAUAGACCAAAUGGUAUUGAAAUACAAUCCCUCGCGUCUUGGCCGGAUUAUUGAUGGAUUGCACGCAGAGUUGACCUUGCAUCAACCUCUUUGUGGCCGCAACAGGAAAACCAUCAAGCUCAUUGAAUCAACGACGCGUACUGCCAUCUACAUGCCGCCAUCGUUUUCUUCGGUGUUCCGAUACUGCCCAGUCAAUGCCCAAGCGCGCGACCCCAACCAGAUCUUCAUCACAGGAGAGGACCCAGCACACAUCGAACUCGCCAAGAAAAAAAUGCACGAGGUCCUCAACCGGCUGCGGCUCUUUGUGAAGGAAGUCGAGAUUCCUUCGGAGAAGAUUGACACCAUUCUUCUCAGUCGUAUGGACAAGGUCCAAAAGAUCACCGAGACUUUUGGAACCUACAUCUCGUUCCCACCUCUUGGCUCCCGCAAGACCGUAGUCAGAAUUCAGGGGCAGGAGAAUCUGCAUAUUGAACGGACGGCGCGGGAGCUCAUGGCUCUUGUCGGACAAUUUUACAGUGGCUUUUGGUCCAUCACCCAAACCGAUGCCCGCCAACACCCAACCGCCCAUGACAUCCAUACUAUGCUGGGUGACAUCUGCGCCAACUCGGAUGCAGAUAUAUCAUUCCAAAGGCUGGCUUUCAGGAUCACCGGAUCUGAUGACGCAGUCAAGGCUGCUCUCAUGGUAUUGUCUCAGAUCAAAUUUGCCUCCCAGUCAACGUACCAGAUCAAGGUGAAGAUUGAACUUGCGAAUGAGCACAAGGAGUUUGUUAGUGGAAAGAAGAAUGGAAAAAUCAACAAGAUUAUGGGACAGAGCAGCGUUCAGAUUAUGUUCGAGGGAUUCGGAGAGUACAACUUCAACAUCGACGUGAACGCCCAAUCGUACGAAUCCAUGAAGCAAGGUCUCUCGCUCGUGGAGCAGGAAAUGCCAGCCUCGAUCUCCUUCCAUGUCCCUGAUCAGUACCACAAACGCAUCAUUGGGAUCGGCGGCCAGCAUAUCCAGAGAAUCAUGAAAAAGCACUCGGUUUUCGUCAAGUUUUCGAACGCUAUGGACCGAGGUUCGUAUGACAAGUUUCGAAUGUACGGAAGGACCAAGCUAACUUUCGCAGGGGGCUUGCGAGAGGAGGAUGACAUCCGCGUCGACAAUGUGAUCUGCCGCACACCGGCUCGCAACGCUCAGAACCUGGAGCUAGUGAAAUCCGAGAUUUUGGAGAUGGUGGACAGAGUCGACUCGGAGUUCACCUCGCAGAUUGUCAACGUCGACCGCCUCUACCAUCGCCAACUUCUCACGCGUCUCGGUGAGAUUGAAGGUCUUGAAAAGAAGUGGAACUGCAAGAUCGUGUUCCCUAGUACUGAGCAGGCCAGCGAUGAGGUUACCGUCACUGGUCCCCAGUGGCAGGUGCCUCAGUGCGUGGACGAGUUUCUGGGAAUGGUUUCGGACAACCAUGAACUGGUCCUGGCUCGCACACCGACUUUGAUCAAGUAUCUCGAGUCUCCAGAGUUUGCUCAUGAUAUCGUGACGAAGCUUAAGACCCAGCACGAGGUUGAGGUCACGGUACACCACAACAAGGACGAGUUGACGGAGGAGGGCGAGCCCACAGUGACCCUACUGUGGACUUUUACCCGCAACAACGCUGGCGGUCUGCGUGACGCCAUUGAAUUCCUCCAGAAUCAGUUCGUCACCAAUGGUGCCGAGGUCAACGUGAUUAAGGGGUCUAUACCCCGCCCGAAGUCUGAUACUUUUGAAGAAUCGCUGCCUUUCUUCAACUCGAGGCUUCUUCAGCAUGCGCCAACGCCAGUGGCCACCGAUUCACCCACUAAACUAGCCUUCAGCGACGAGGUGGCUCGGGAGCGCAGCACCCUUUUUGACCGUCUCCGAAAGCCUGGAAGCAUGUCGAGCAUCUCGUCUUUCCUCGACCGCCGAAAGAAUAGCUCCCACGCAGGAGCUAAUCAGUUUUUCAAGGGAUCCAGCAACGUCUCCAAGUCCUCGCUUAUCUCUAUCGAGUCCACGCGCAGCUUCAAUGCUGAUCGAAACCCCUGGAAUGACAGCGGAGUUAACCUUGCGGACGAUGAGCCGUGGCCUGCCAGGCCCUUUGGCAACGGCAUGGAUCACAAGCUGACUGUCCCCCAGCCAGGCGAUGUGACGCCUCGCCACAACACCCGGCCGUCUGGCGACAGCGGACGGCCGUCGACUUCUCAUUCUACGAAUUCAGGAUACCCCGGCCCGGUUGGGCCUUUCCAGCGAUAGAUUCUUUCCAAAGUCUUGUCUCCUUGUCGUUUUUAGAAGCUCAUGCACGACACGAACAAAAAAAAAUACCCGGCUGGAUAUACCCUGGCGUGAAAAUACCCCCCUGGUUCUGCUACAUGUGCUUUUACCUAGUUUGUCAUUAUUUUGGUCUUAUACCUGUCAACGUUCUGCAUGUCUGUUUUAUUUUCUAGGACAACUGCUUCUAGGUAGCCACGUCCCGUUACCUUUUUGGUCACGUCUGUCAUGCAUUGUUUAUUUUCUCUCUGUCUCCCUUUAUUGCCAUGUCAAUCUCUUAUACCGCCUUCUAUGAUUGUUCCCAACCUCUCUUGAUUGACGUCCACUCCUUUAUACCCCAUACCGUUUUGCAUGACGGUAACUAUUCAUAUUUUAAAAUCGCUGUUUCCAGUUUCUGCCUAUAUAUUUAUAUCCGGGCCUUUGCUUUGGCCGACUAAGGUGAGGCGCAACGUUGUAAGUCUGGCCAUUUCAAAGAGCAUGGCAAUGAUCCAUGAAUGGGGGAAAUCUAGAUCUACCGGGCUUUUUUGUGAGACUAGAAGGUAUGAGCGAAGGAAUGGUUACGCGAAGUUAUCCAUGUAGAGCGGUAUGGAAAAUAUUUCAAUUUACUGUGCGAAACUAGCAGUCCGUUGAUUGUCAGCGUUAGCUAAAGGUUACUUGAUGCCUAAGUUAUCUGAUUACAAA